AUGGCCGGCCCACCAUCAUACCCCGCCAAUACCAACCUCACAUCCAACCCACCACCCCCAUCGACAUCAUCACAGUCCAACGCCGCAUUCACACCAAGCGCAACCUCAAUCGCCGACUCCUCCGAUAACGAGUUUGAGCCAACCCCCGUCCACAGCCCAGGCGGUCCCCAGUAUGAAGAUUUGCCACCAUCCUACGACGAGGCCCGCGACCAAGCCGUCCACGACACCCGUCAUGGAAUCGCGCCUGUAGACCCCAGCCAAAUCGAAGCCCACCGCAUCACCACCAACGAAGGACCAAACGAGCCAGAAGUAUGGGAGUACCGUAUAAGAGGUGAAGAAACAGAUCCCGCAAGUGAACAGGAACAAGCACCAGACUAUGCGAAUCACACAAACGACAAGGCCACCAGUGUCCCAGUCCAGCAUGUCAGUACGAGUAAGAACAUCGCUGUGGGACGAGUGCAUGGCGGAUCUGCUUCCUCGAGCAGCAAAGAAAAACAGCCUGAUCUAGCUUCUGACUUGCUCACUCAAGCUCUGGAGUUCAGCCGUGAAGAACCAGAUGCUAAGGCGCAGUAUGCACCGCAUCUAAACCGCAUCAUCGCGAUACCCGAGCAUGCAGGACCGGCAAGACGUGUAGACGAACACGUAUACUUCUUAGUAGCGUACGCCGAAGUGUUGGAUCGACAUUCCAUUAAGCCAGCCGAGUUUGCAGAGUUCUUGUACGGUCUACAAGUCCUGACCACAGCGGCGCACACGACGGCUGAAGACUUGCUUCAAAAACCGUCCCAUCAAGGACUCUCUUCCAGCAUCGUACACGACUACAUCCGAGGAGCGAAUGAAGCCUUCUUCGCGCCAAGAGGUCUCGUUGUAUCGUUCCGCAGCGAGACUGCCUUACUCAAUAUGCUACCUAUACCAGCGGGCCACAAACCCAGCGUCCUCGCCAACUUGGCCGAUAAGACUGCAACGACUGAAUGGCGUGCAAGGCAAUUAUACCCCUGGGUCGAAGCUCUCGACGCGGACGCAGUGCCGAUGCCGAGCGAGCGAGUGCUUAAGCUGCAUGAGAUGAGUGAACGAUUCUCAGGUCCGACGACGGCUACUGGCUCGUCUGACUAUGCCGGAAACAGCGAUCUUGGAUCUGCUGGUGCACAUGAAGACCCACCCCACUCCAUCCCCGGUCCUCCAGAGGAAUCCUCCCAUGCACAUGGUCGACACGGACGAGGCGCCCAUCAUCCCCGCGGCAGACGAGGCGGUCACUGGUCGCCUUUUGGUGUGCCAGGCCAUGGCCCCUUUGGUGCACCCGGCAACGGACCUUUCGGCCAACCCGGCAAUGGCCCUUUCGGGCGCGGCGGUCGAGGAGGACCAUUCGGACCCCGCGGCAACGCCUUCUUCGGUCGAGGAGGUUGCUCCCCUCGCGGCGGACGAGGACGCGGACGCGGGCGCGGACCCCCACAGUCCGCAAACGAAUGGGCGGAAGUAGGCAAAGAAUUAGGCAAGAUUGGGGAGCAAUUUGGUAGACAUAUGGGGGAUCUAGGUGUGGAGAUUGGGAAGCGGGCGAGUGCUUUUGGCGUGGAGGUGGGGAGGAUGGCUGGUGGAAAUGGAAACGCAGGUGGAAAUGCAGGCGGAAAUGCGAGUAUGGGUAUGAGUGGGAACAGAGGGUCUACUACCUCAGGUCCUGCUUCUUACCAACAAGUCCACGACGACCUCCCACCUGCCUAUGCUGCACCGCCGGGACAAGAGACAGGCGUGCUAUAUGGUGACCGCAAAAUCGACACGGCAUAUCCCACCGACACGAAGGACAAGGGCAAAGCUGCAGUCAAGGACGUGGAUGACGACGACGAUACCUCUUCCCUCUCAUCUGAUAGUUCAGACUCAGAUUCAGACUCAGACCCAGAUUCAGACUACGACUCCGACUCCGACUUCACCCCCUCCACAACCCAAUCCCUCAAACUCGCCCGCAGAAACAUCAAGCAGCGGAACCGCCAACUCAAAAAGGACCACAAAGCCAAGAAACGCGAACUCAAAGCCAAACACGCUGAUACCAACACCAAGGGCAAAGGAAAAGCGGCGAAGAAAGCGAAGAAAGACCCAGAGUACAGAGCCGCGAAGAAAGAGUACAAAGCGCAGAGGAAGGAACUGAAGAAAGAGAGGUUGGCUGUGAAGAGGGAGUGGCGGGAGGCGAGGGAAGAGAUGAAGAGGGAGAAGAGGGGGGUGAAGGGUAUGGCAGCUGGGAGUAAAUCGAGAGAAGUGCCUAUGAAAGAGGGAGAGAGGAACGAGGGGAUUUGGUUGGUGAUCGAGAAUUUGGCGCCUUAG
Alternaria triticimaculans is the source of this 2307-nucleotide messenger RNA. RefSeq lists its product as uncharacterized. The transcript has a single exon. The record is from RefSeq and is a predicted model, not a curated record. Bases 1 to 2307 code for a protein of 768 amino acids. NCBI's taxonomy places the organism in Eukaryota, Fungi, Ascomycota, Dothideomycetes, Pleosporales, Pleosporaceae.